AUGCCGAGACUGAUAACUCGGUCGUAUACGUAGGAAGUUACUAAGCAAAAGCCCAUCUGGGUCAUUUGUGGACUUGGGCCUAGACUUUGAAAAGUCUCGAAUUUCGAAUUUAUUUUAUUUUUUGGUGAACUGAAUUCGGAUUUCAAUAGUGAGAAAAGUAGAGAGAGAGAAAAAAGAGAAAAAGGCUGGACUGGACAGACUUGCUGUUUCUCCUUUUUGUUUCCUCUACACUCGAGUGAGAGAGAGCUGAAGAAAGUGCUCUCAGCUCCCUCUCGCGCUCUCUGCCGAAAAAUCACAGCACGAAAGCUUCAGUAGAAACGAAGAGGAAUCUAAUUGACGAGGAAAUGAACAGUUCCGACGACGCCAAGCGAAUCAUCUCCGGAAAUCUACCAGGGAAGCCCGGCUCCGAUGAUCGGAGACUCGCUACGGUCGACCCCGCCGCUGCUCCCACCGUCGGCAAGAAAAUCGUCAUCAAGAACGCCGACAUGAAGGAGGACAUGCAGAAAGAGGCUGUGGAGAUUGCCAUCUCCGCGUUUGAGAAGCUGAAUGUGGAGAAGGAUGUGGCGGAGUACAUAAAGAAGGAGUUCGACCGGAAGCAUGGACCUACUUGGCAUUGUAUCGUCGGCCGGAAUUUCGGCUCAUACGUAACCCACGAGACGAAUCACUUUGUCUAUUUCUACUUGGACCAGAAGGCAGUCUUGCUCUUCAAAUCUGGCUGAGCUUGGCCCCCCUUUUACCUAGUAGCCGCGGCAACACAGACAUCGAUGAUGGCAUGGUGGCGACAUCAUGACUCAUGAGCAAUCAACCACGCCUUGUACGUAUAAGAAAAAAACUAAAAACCAGAGAAAUUUCGUGCUAGACAUUCUUCUUAUUGAGUUAUUGUGUGGAUGGAUCAAUUUGUAUAUCUCUUGAUGCUGCCUUGGGAAAAGAAUGGGCUUUCAGUUACAUGAACUACUCUCAUUUCAAAGUGUCAUGCCCUCUGUCAGUUUACCGCUUGUCUCUUCUUUUGUUCUAUCUACUGCCUCUGAUGUUGUAGACAGUGAGUCAUAUAUUCCUCAUUACAUGAAGUAUGGAAGUAAAUCCAAAUCCCCCCCUACAGUUUUAUUCACGCUGUUCCUUUCUUAUUCUUCCGUUUGUUGCUCUGUCUUAUUCUGUGACCUAUAUUUCUUUUUGAGCUUUAGCUGAUAUGGCCAAAUGGUUACCAUAGUUAUUACCAAAUCAAAUAAGGCUAAAUUUCAUUA
Linum trigynum is the source of this 1241-nucleotide messenger RNA. The record is from the annotation of a GenBank genome assembly. NCBI's taxonomy places the organism in Eukaryota, Viridiplantae, Streptophyta, Magnoliopsida, Malpighiales, Linaceae.